This is a messenger RNA of Fusarium pseudograminearum CS3096, 1851 nucleotides long. RefSeq lists its product as uncharacterized. The transcript has a single exon. Gene Ontology annotation, molecular function: protein binding. NCBI's taxonomy places the organism in Eukaryota, Fungi, Ascomycota, Sordariomycetes, Hypocreales, Nectriaceae. The record is from RefSeq and is a predicted model, not a curated record. The coding region runs from base 1 to 1851 and encodes 616 amino acids.
AUGGAGGGGACCCCGCGACAAUCGCCGUUAUUAACGAUACCAACCCGUGUCGACUCCAAAUUCUCCCUCGUCAGCACUGCGUCAUCGCCUACUACUUCUGCUUCUAUUAGUGGCUCGUCCUUUGCGACCAAAGCUAAAACAAAAGAAUACAUGGAAUCUCUACGCCCUCCUUCGCCAAAACAAUUUGAACGAAUUGCUCUUAUUCAGCAUCAGCGCGAACAAGAAACAAAACGCAGAAACCGUGAACGCAGGCGCUGGUCGCGCGAAGCCCAGCGUCAGCGAGACAGAGCAACCAGUAUGUCUACCAACAAUAGUCAAGACGAUCGGGCGCAAGCUGCGCGCACUAUACAAAAGACAUUCCGUGGCUACCGCGCAAGAAGGGAACUCGAAGGAUUCGGCUUAGACGCAAGUACACGAUGGGUUACAGCGAUACGUGAGGCGCAAUUUCGAAACGCAACAAUGCCAAGGCCCCGAUCAGGAUCAGAAGAUAAUGACACUGUCGACAAACCAGAAGAGGACCAUGUUGCGAGACAAAAAUCAACAAAUGCUCGCGAGAAGUGGAAGAAGGCUAGUGCGAUCGCACGACGAGCUGGUCAUGAUGAUCUCUUAUCCGAUGCCUCUGACUCUGAAUCUUCUUCGGAUGAAGACGCAUCACCCGAAGAAAGAGCAGCUGCUCGAGCGCGGCGUGAGAAAGCCACCGCUGCUCGCAGGCACGAGGCCCGCAUGAUGGGCAUUCGAUACUUCCUCGAGCUGGUUGACCAAAAACACCGUUAUGGAAGCAACCUAUGCAGAUAUCAUGAAGUCUGGAAACGAACAGAUACGCACGAAAACUACUUUUACUGGCUUGACUAUGGCGAAGGUCGCAAUGUCGAAGUUGACGGCUGUUCGCGAGACAGACUUGAAAGAGAGCAGGUUCGAUACCUGUCUCGCGAGGAGCGCCAGUACUAUCUGGUUGAAGUCGACAAUGAAGGAAGACUAUGCUGGGCGAAGAAUGGCCAGCGCAUCGAUACUACAGAGCAGUUCAAGGAUAGCAUAAAAGGCGUGGUACCUUUGGAUGAUCCCACGCCGGCCUUCAGGGCUGCGGCUCGAGCAGCAGAUUCACAAUCCCAAGACUAUGAUAAUAGCCUAAGUUACGAAUCUUCACUAGAGUCAGAACGAGAAGCAGACCGGGCGGCCAAGUAUGCGACACCUGGCUACGACAACAGCCAGGGUGUGCGCAAGGUUUCGCAGAUUUCAGCCUCAACAAUAUUUAACAAAAUGUUGCGCAAAUCGGUCAGAAAGAACACUUGGAUAUUUGUUGCAGAUACAAACUUUCGCUUGUAUGUUGGCAUUAAGGACUCUGGCGCAUUUCAACACUCGUCCUUCCUCCAGGGUAGUCGAAUUUCAUCAGCUGGACUUAUCAAGAUCAAGAACGGUCGACUCUCGUCCUUGUCUCCGUUGAGUGGACAUUACCGCCCUCCAGCGAGCAACUUUCGCGCUUUCGUUCAUAGUCUUCGUCAGUCUGAGGUGGACAUGUCCCACGUCUCCAUCUCCAAGUCAUAUGUGGUGCUCAUCGGUCUGGAGUCAUACAUCAAGACCAAGCUCAAGGGCAAGGACUUGGCGCAGCGUGUGUCACACAGAAAGGAGAAAAUAUUGGCUCCCGAGGAGGCAGCACGUCGGGAGGAGGAUGCCAGGGACAAGAGUGAGAGCGCAGCGAAAGAAAGAGAGGUGCUUCGACGAGAAGAGGAGGAGAAGCAAGAGGGGAGGCCAGUGAAGAAGGUCCUGAAGAAGCUCGGUAUCAAACCGACAAAGGAGGAGAAGCAAGCUGCCAAGAGAGAGAAUAAGGAGAACGUCGAGGACAUGCGUGCGUGA